Messenger RNA from Sorex araneus (European shrew), 1434 nucleotides. RefSeq names its product olfactory receptor 4C15-like. The transcript has 3 exons. NCBI's taxonomy places the organism in Eukaryota, Metazoa, Chordata, Mammalia, Eulipotyphla, Soricidae. Bases 1 to 1434 code for a protein of 477 amino acids. Gene Ontology annotation, molecular function: G protein-coupled receptor activity; olfactory receptor activity. Gene Ontology annotation, biological process: G protein-coupled receptor signaling pathway. The record is from RefSeq and is a predicted model, not a curated record. Gene Ontology annotation, cellular component: membrane.
AUGGCGAAGGACAGGCAAACAUUGCGAACACUUUUCCUGGCUUCUGCCACAUCGGCCAACAUUGCUGCUAUUCUCUCUGAGAUUUUAGGGCUCAGUGAGGUCGCUCUGAGUGUGUCCUGGGAAAGCAUGCAAAACCAAAGUUUUGUAACUGAGUUUGUUUUUCUUGGUCUUUCAAAGAAUCCACAAGUUCAGAAAAUUAUAUGUGUUGUAUUUCUGUGUGUCUACAUCACAACUGUCAGCUGCAACCUGCUGAUAGUGGCGACCAUCUGCAGCAGUCCUGCACUCCUGGGCUGCCCCAUGUACUUCUUCCUCUCUUUCCUGUCCUUCAUUGAUGCUUGUAUUUCCUCUGUUGCUGCCCCAAAAAUGAUUAUAAACUGUCUCUUUGAGAAGAAAACCAUCUCCUAUGGAGGCUGUAUGACACAGAUCUUUGCGGCACACUUAUUAGGUGGGGCAGAGGUGAUUGUCCUCACAUCCAUGGCCUAUGACCGGUAUGUGGCCAUCUGCAAACCCUUGCACUAUUCCUCCAUCAUGAACUCCAGACUCUGUGGCAUUCUGAUUGGAGUGGCCUGGGCCGGCGGCUUUCUGCAUUCCAUUACACAACUUGUCUUUACUAUUCAACUACCCUUCUGUGGCCCCAAUGUCAUGAAUAACUUUAUGUGUGACUUGUACCCAUUACUGAAGCUUGCCUGUACUGAUACUUAUGUCUUUGGCCUUUUGGUGAUGACCAACAGUGGUUUCUUUUGUAUCCUGAUCUUCUCCAUGUUGCUUGUGUCCUAUGGGGUCAUUCUGUUCUCCCUGAGAAAACACAGCACAGAAGGACAGAGGAAAGCCCUGUCCACCUGUGGAUCUCAUGUUGCUGUUGUAGUUUUGUUCUUUGUCCCAUGUAUAAUGGAGUAUGCACGGCCUCCAGAUGAUUUAUCUUUUGACAAAAUAUUGGAGGUAUUCUACAAUGCCCUAACUCCUUUAUUCAAUCCUUUGAUUUACACAUUCAGAAAUAAGGAAGUAAAAGCUUGUAAAUACUGCAAAGGUCAAAUCACGGGACACAAAAAGAGAUUGUUUACAUUCCAGUUCAACAAUUUAGGCAAUACCGAUACCAACUACAUCAAAGAUGACACCCGGCAUAUAAGAUUUGAUGACAGGCAGCUUAGGCUAGAUGAAAGAUCUUUUCUUGCUUUGGAUUGGGAUCCUGAUUUGAAAAAAAGAUACUCUGAUGAAAAUGCUGCUGAGGACUUUGAGAAACAUGAAAGUGUGGAAUAUAAGCCUCCCAAAAAACCCUUUGUGAAAUUGAAAGAUUGCAUUGAGCUUUUUACAACAAAGGAAAAGCUAGGUGCUGAGGAUCCCUGGUAUUGUCCAAAUUGUAAAGAACACCAACAAGCCACAAAGAAAUUAGAUUUCUGGUCACUGCCUCCAGUACCUGUGGCACAUCUCAAAUGA